Suillus paluster is the source of this 1347-nucleotide messenger RNA. RefSeq lists its product as uncharacterized. Lineage: Eukaryota; Fungi; Basidiomycota; Agaricomycetes; Boletales; Suillaceae. Bases 1 to 1347 code for a protein of 448 amino acids. The record is from RefSeq and is a predicted model, not a curated record. The transcript is spliced from 3 exons.
AUGGCGAUCGACCCUGCCCUUCGAGUACCACCACGACCUGUUGCAAGUACAUCUGCCCCUACCGCUGGCCCCUCUACGAUCUCUCCUGAAGCGCAGGGGCCUCCUGCUGCUGCUGUUCCUGCUGUUUCUUCUGCUGCUGUUGCCCACUGUUCAAACAAGGGUAAAGAUUGCGCACUGCCUUCAUCAGAGGUCGACAUACAUGCCAACCCUCAUUACCCAUCGCAACUCCCACCUGUUUUCACUCAGCAUUAUGCCGAACAAGAACAGCAGUUGAAGGCAAUGGAGCAUCAAGCUGCCGAGCAGCGUGAUCUAGAGCACCACACGAAGAAUACUGUAGAAGCAUAUGGGUGGUCAGAGGAUGGUGCAGAGGUGACCAUGUGCGAAUUUCAAGAUGGUAUCACCCUGCUGCAAUUCAAGGUGACCGCUCGAGUAUUCCGGGCACUUGGGUUGUACUCUGGAGAUGACGCAGAGGUGCAAGUCCAAUACUUCAACACCUCGAAGAGCCGAUGGUGCACAGUCCAGCAAGGGCAUGUGCUUAUGCUUGACAGCCGUCAAGUGUACAUGUGCAACAUAGGCGUCACCAUCACUCCCGAGUUCGAUGAGAUCUUCGAAAGUAACUCUCUUCAUGCUGUUCCCAAUAUUUGUACCAAUCUCAAAGUGGAGCGUGCUGCUGUUCGUCUGUCCAACACACGCAAACAGCUCAGAGCUGCUAGCAUCACAGCCUCUGAUUCAGAGGAGCCAGAAGAUAUGCAGAAGCGGAAGCAUUUGGGCCACUCAGCGCAAGGCAAUACUCACCGUGCAUGCACAAACACAGCUGGCUCCUCAGCUUCAUCCUUGAAGUCAGACUCACCUCCAUUGUGGGACGAGAUAGAGAUAUUUUCUGAUUCCAGCUCUGAGGUCAACAUCACUCCCCAUCAACAUGCACCGCAUCCAAGUCAUCGUCGUUCACCAUCAUUGGACAGCGGCAGCCAUUCCGGCUCUGAGGUCGACAUCACUCCCCGUCAACAUGCACCACAUCAAAGUCGUUGUCGUUGUUCACCAUCAUUGGACAGCGGCAGCCAGAGUGAUGCCUCUACUAGCGAUGCCAGAUCUACUAGCAACGCCACUACUAUAUCUGAGUGCUCAUCAUUGUCUUCAGGCCACUCUCCUGAGGAUGCUGUUGAUGUUGAUGCCUUCGACGAUGUCAAGCGCUGGCCUACCAGCUUCUACGCAUGUGAAAUUGCAGAUGGGUUCAAGAAGUACAAUAAAUCCCGCAGAGUUGGACUGUCCUCCCAUGCUGCCUUCUCACUGGCAUUCGGAGGGGGUGUACACUUCCAUCCCUCAACCUUCUCAGAGCAUCGGAAAUGA